CAUGAUGUCCUGUUAAGUAUCAACAAUCUACGACAAGGUGUGAUCAAUGUCGACCCUUUAUCUAUUCUGGAAUGCCUUACAGACGUUGGGACAAAUAUCGGCUUGGUGGUUGAGAGAAAUGGAAAAGAAAUAUGGCUGUUUGCUUUUCAUCUAGACGAAGAAGGUAACCGGCCUGUCGUCCAACAAAUAUUUCAUCAUCGGUUCCAUAUUGUCGACAUAUUUCGUUUUCCGCUGGUCGGAGUCGUUCUUCCGCCUAAAUCUUCGUUCAAAGAGAUCCCAGUCUAUGCAUAUGACAACUCCAUAAAAGUUGAGCUCACACUCAAAGAGAGCGGUCGCUUCAUGGAAAUUGAUACCGGUAAAGCGACGUUCAUCGUAAAGAAGAACAUUUUAACUUUGAAUCGCUACAAGAAUAUUUAUAACGAUGAAGGGAAAGGCACCCCAGUCGUCAUCUCGACAUCGACCACGACAUUUGACAGCGAUGCGGACAGUGACGUCGACCCCGACAUCCAUUGUGACGACGGCAAGCCAAUGUGCAUUGAGGGUAACAGUGAUGGUCCCUUGGAGGUUUUGCCCGACUGCAUGACAAAACCGAACGCUAAGAUUCCGCAAAAUAACAAGUUCUUCUUCAUGGAUGUAGACUUGUCAGGAGGCACACCCAUCAAGGCCGCUAACACAGAAAAGAUUUGUACAUAACGUCUUUGCCAGACGGUCAAGACCCCAACUUGUGGAUUGGUAAUCUCGGGGAAACAAAAACAGAAUUUACAUCUUCGAUCGUCUAAACUGUCAUGACGUCACUUAAGGACGUCCAUAGGUUCAUUCUUUCCAACAAACGGCUGGAAUGGUAGCCUACUGCUUGGACUGUUCCUUCUAGGUCAAUUUUGCGAUGUGAUUCAAUCUAAUGCAUAUAUCUUGUGUGAAGUGCCUGGUUACAAAUAAUUCAAUAUUAGUAGUAAGAAUGUAAAUGGCAUAUACAACGUGUAGUUAGGACAAGCCAGGUUUGUCUUGAGAUGUUUAUCCUGAAGAAAAAAGCGUUAUUCAAAAAGAAAAGGAAAAAAAAUGGAAAAUGGAAGAAGAAAAAAGAAGAAAAUCAAAGAAAUCAAAGAGGAAACAAAACGAAAAAGAAAAAUGAAAGAAAAAGCAGCGCUUCCAGGUUUUUUUGCUCAACCUUUUCACUCUCUUUCUUCAUAACUCUUUUUCUUCAAAUUACCGUCAAGUCAUUGCGUUUUGUCUUUUCGGGUUUUAUCUACUUGCCAAAUUUAAAGAAUGUAUAAUGUCUAUGCAUGCCAUGUAUAAAGAACUUAUUCUACAUUUUUUUUAAUGUUUACAGGAGGCCGUCUAUCGGAACAUGUAAAUGGCUCAGUUUUCUUAGUAUCCCCCCCCCCUAUAUACAUCUUAUGACGCUUAAGAAUGAAAGAAUGAUCUUUAACUUGAUACAACAGGAAGGGAACCCAUAAGAGGCCCCUUCAACCUCAAGCUAAUCCAACGAAAAUUAUUUCAAAAUUGAGGGAGGAUAUUUGAAAUAUUCAGUUUCAGUGUUAGUCUCAGUUAUUAUUGUUUCAUAUUUGACAUACAUUUUACAUUUUGCAAUAAUUUCACCCAAAAAUGCUACUGAUUUUAAAACAUAAAUUAUAUUAACAGAAGUUUUAAAGAAAGGAAAUAUUAAACAAAAAUUAAAAAUGAGCCACUAUCUCGCACCUAUUUGUUUGAAUGCGUUAAAUCAAAAGAUUGAACUAAAGAAAAGUGACAUAUGUAUGGGCCUACGUUAAGAGCUAUAAUUGUAAGUUAUUGGCGUCAAAGGGAAAGUCAUUUUUUAUCAGUAUGUUUAAUAGAUUUUGUUGUACUAAUAAUCGAAGAUGUCGUUGGCGAAACUGUUCCUGAUAUUCCGUUUAUAAUAGUCUUAAAAAUAGAUGGAACGAGCAAUUUUAGGUUUACUGUCAUUACUACAAUAGUGAAACAAAAUUACUUGGCAAUCACUGCAAUAAAACUUACGGAGGCAGUGGCGUGAAUUUCGGACCACAUUCCCUAUAAUAUCCUUUGCAUUUUGAAGACCAUAUCAGAAACAAAUUGCAACUUUAUAACAAUAGACAGCUCUAUGAGCGUAGAAUGCAAAUAUCAAGGAAUACAAAUGUUUUCCAUCUCAUUAUUAAACAAAAGCAAAUUCAAAAACUCUUUUUACGCACUCUUUCAAAUAACGGGUCAACAGGGGUCGAAUUUGCCGCAGUUACGGUAAUGACAUAACGGUUUACCCCAGUUGCGGAUCCAGGGGGGGCGCCCCCUUGACUUCCUUUGACAAGGAUGGCGGCCUCAAAAAAAAAAAAAAAAAAGAGUGCCCAUGUGAGCCCCAAAAAGUAAAAACACUUUUUGUAUUAUAUCUUUUUAUGAAAGGAUUGUGACCAUAUGGUUUAUUCUAAAAAUAUUAAGUUGAUAUAUUCUCCAACCUUAUACAAAUCUAUCUUAAGGGUCACAGAAAUAGCAAUUACUUUAUUAAAUGAUUCGCUGUUGCUCUUUAAGUUGGAAUAUUCUUUUAUAAUUCAAACAUUUCUUACUUUUUACGCUUCACUCAGUAAUUAUUGAAUUUUGUUUAAUUGUAAAAUGUGUCUUCACUACUAGGUGUAAUGGAUAGUUGUAUAAUAAUGCAUUUCGUGAGCCUUUUUUGUUUGUUGAAGGUAUAAGAGGCAUCGCACUUCGAUAUUUUGUCAAUUUCACUUUCAAAAGGCGUAUGUGCAUCUAGUUAGCUGUAUCAUUUUGAACCAAAUUUGGCUAUACGCCGCAGAGUGAUUACGCUCCACCAGGAAGGACACAAACUACUACUGUGGUACGGUAUAUCACUGAAACAGCACCCGUAGGACUUUUUUGCCAAUAUUGAUUGAUUGAUUGAUUUUUUUUAAUUUUUUUAUACAUUGGGGUCUAGGCUAUCAGAAAUUGAUUGAGUUCAAAUUUUUCCAAAGACACCACAUUUCCCUAUUGCGCUUUUUAUAAGCCAUUUUGGCGCCCAAUAUGGACCCCCCAGGAAAUGAAGGAGGGGUCUGUAAAUUUGAACCCCAUCAUUUUGGCCAAUUGGGACCCUUUCGGAGCCAAAACAGCAAAAAAAAAAAAUCAACUUUGGCAAAAAAAUCCAACGGGAUUACAUACCACACCGCACUUUAGUCGAUAUCGCUGGUUUCCUUGGGAUAUCACAGAGCACGGUCUCUGCAAUCCUCAAACUUCAUUGGGAGGAGGGUAAUACCGGCUACGGCAAUCUCCAGGACGACCACGAUUGACCAGCGCACGGGAUGAUCGCCGGUUGCUUAAUCCGUGCCGUCAUAACAGGAAGAUCCUAACAAGUCCAUGUGUCCCGCCCAACUGUCAGUCGGAAACUGCUUCAACAUGGUUAUCGGGCAAGACGAAUGACCAAGCGUCCACGCAUGACCGUUAGACACAGAGUUGCUCGACUUCAAGAGACUAGGGAGCACAGAAGACUACAGCUAGGACACUGGUGACAUGUCAUCUUCAUGGAUGAGAGCCGCUACGUCCUUGAGCGUACAGAUGGAAGGCAACGGGAGCGUCGAAUACCUUUAUAACACCAGAGAGAGAUGACGCGUUCGGGAAACGACUCAAGAAGGUGGUUGGUCCGUGGUUGUAUGGGCCGGAAUCCGUUAUGGUGAAAACACGCAACUGGUAGUUUCGGAUGGAAACGUCAACGCCAUCGUGCACCGGGUCAUCCUGGAGAACCACUGCCUUCCACACACAAGAAUGGUCUAUGGAAACAAUUUCCGGCUGCAGGAUAAACACGCUAGGCCACAAAGAGCAUCUACAGUGAGAUAAUACCCUGACGCAGAGAGGGUGCAGCAGUUGCCAUGGCCUGCCUACUCCCUGAUAUGAACCCUAUCGAGCAUGCGUGGGACACUCUAGGCCGAGCCAUCAAUGACAGGGACAAUUUUCCUCAAACUCUACAUGGGUUAUUUCAGGCUCUGAUCAACGAGUGGGACGCUCUGGCCAUUGACUCCAUCAACAAGCUCGUUGACAGCAUGCCGCGACGUCUCAACGCACUGAUCCAUACCAGGGAUGGUCAUACCCGAUAUUAGUGACUGAUUGACAUUUGAAAGAGAAAAACAAAACACAAUUCAUGCAUGAAAUUCAUCUAAAUAUUUGUUAUAUCUUAUGCCGACCAAUUUAAACAUUGUAGCCUAAUCCUUCGUUUCGCUGUUUUCAUACCCCUUUUUGGUUGUUGCCUUGAUACACCCUUUGCAAAGUUUAAUUGUAGUUAAAUUUCAAUGAAAUAUGACCUGAAGGAAUCGAUCAAUAAAACGUUAUGGUUGUAUUCAUCAUAGAUAUGACUAAAACAGCGUGAUGUCUUAUUGAUUGUACGUUAAGUUGUAACAAAAAUAUUACAACUUUAUGGGCGACAGUGUACUUAUAUACAAAGUUGUUUCAACUGUAUUUAAGCCUGUUCGUGUUGUCAUUAUUCUAAGCUACAUAUUGAAACGAUGUUAUAGAUGCGUUGACAUAUUAUCGAAUCAGUUUGCUAUGUUUAUUGUUGCAAAAAAUCUCAAUAAAUCCACAUACAAACACAAAUUUGUCCCAGUGAUUAGUGAUUGCAUGGCUUAUCCGAGAAAGGUAUACUUUUUCACUGUUAACAAUGCUCUCUGAAAAGAAGAAAAAGGGUUAAAACCUAGCUUUGAUAGUCUAGAUCACAAUCAUUAACGAUUAUGAUGGUAUUGAAUUUAUAGUAACAGGGUUCGUUUUUUUCAAGAGUUAUUA
This is a messenger RNA of Strongylocentrotus purpuratus (purple sea urchin), 4740 nucleotides long. RefSeq lists its product as uncharacterized. The transcript has 6 exons. The record is from RefSeq and is a predicted model, not a curated record. Bases 340 to 693 code for a protein of 117 amino acids. Lineage: Eukaryota; Metazoa; Echinodermata; Echinoidea; Camarodonta; Strongylocentrotidae.